AUGUCGACUCAAGCCCCUCACCCCACCCUGCUCAUUCCGGGCCCCAUCGAAUUCGAUGAUGCUGUUCUUCAGUCCAUGGGACAUUAUGCCGAGAGCCAUGUUGCCCCCGGUUUCGUCAAGACCUUUGGAGAGACAUUGGCUAUGACCCGGAAGCUCUUCCAGUCUACAAACCCCGCAGCUCAGCCGCUUGUUAUCUCUGGCAGCGGUACUCUAGGCUGGGACGUUGUGGCUUCUAACCUCGUCGAGAAGGGCGAGAACGCUCUUGUCCUACACUCCGGUUACUUCGCCGACUCAUUCGCAACCUGCUUGGAAACAUACGGGGCCAACGCUACACAAUUGAAGGCGCCAAUUGGAGACCGUCCAUCUUUCGAAGCUAUUGAACAAGCAUUGAAGGAGAAGCCAUACAAGGUCGUCACAGUUACCCAUGUCGAUACGUCCACUGGUGUCCUGAGUGACAUCAAGAAGGUUACAGAGGUUGUCCGCCGGGUCAGCCCCCAGACUCUCGUGGUCGUGGACGGCGUGUGCAGUGUCGGCUGCGAGGAGAUUGCUUUCGACGAAUGGGAUCUGGAUGUGGUCCUAACCGCCAGCCAGAAGGCCAUCGGCUGCCCUCCCGGUCUCAGCAUCCUCAUGCUUUCCGGCCGGGCAGUUGAGACCUUCAAGGCCCGCAAGACCCCGCCAUCCUCCUACUACUCCUCCCUGGCCAACUGGAUCCCGAUCAUGCAGAACUACGAAAACUUCAAGCCCUCCUAUUUCGCCACCCCUCCAACCCAACUCGUCCACGCUCUGCACACCACCCUAUCCCAGAUCACAGCCCGGCCGGUGUCAGAGCGCUUCGCGGCCCACCGCCAAGCCUCUGAUCGCGUCAAGGCUGCCGUCGCCGAUAUUGGCCUGCGGCAGCUAGCUUCCAAGACUGAGAACCAGGCUCACGCCAUGACAGCAAUCUGGCUCCCCGAAGGUCUGACCCCGCCUGAUGUUCUCCCCGGCCUCCUGAAGCGUGGCGUCAUCUUCGCCGGUGGUCUGCACAAGGAAGUUGCAACUAAGUACAUCCGCUUCGGACACAUGGGCGUUAGCAUUACAGACCCCGCCCGCGGUGACGUUGAGAAAGCUAUCGCAGCCCUCAAGGAAUCCCUUGCCGAUGCGAAGAAAGCCAAGGGUCUGUAA
This is a messenger RNA of Aspergillus puulaauensis, 1161 nucleotides long. Its product is annotated as alanine--glyoxylate transaminase. Gene Ontology annotation, cellular component: peroxisome. Lineage: Eukaryota; Fungi; Ascomycota; Eurotiomycetes; Eurotiales; Aspergillaceae. The record is from RefSeq and is a predicted model, not a curated record. The transcript is spliced from 2 exons. Gene Ontology annotation, molecular function: L-serine:pyruvate transaminase activity; L-alanine:glyoxylate transaminase activity. Bases 1 to 1161 code for a protein of 386 amino acids.